Molecule: messenger RNA, 925 nt
Organism: Prunus dulcis (almond)
Lineage: Eukaryota; Viridiplantae; Streptophyta; Magnoliopsida; Rosales; Rosaceae
Product: ADP-ribosylation factor-like protein 2
Exons: 5
Coding region: 149-727 (192 amino acids)
Biological process (GO): protein folding
Cellular component (GO): microtubule cytoskeleton; cytoplasm
Molecular function (GO): GTPase activity; GTP binding
Source: RefSeq, a predicted model, not a curated record
AAGACAGGCCAUAAAUUUGUACUGCCAUUUUACCCUGGUUGUCAAUUCAAUUGUCUUUAAAAUUAAGAGCCCUGAUUUACAAAUUACAAUCCUCAAUCCUGAUUUUCAUCGAAUCAUCUGAAGUUGUAUUGGGGAGAAGCUCAAUCUGAUGCUUUUUGGGAGGGAACAAAUGGGGCUUCUCAGCAUCAUUCGAAAAAUUAAAAGGAAGGAAAAAGAAAUUCGUAUACUCAUGGUUGGGCUUGACAAUUCUGGCAAGACUACCAUUGUUCUCAGGAUUAAUGGAGAGGACACCAGCGUUGUCAGUCCCACACUCGGCUUCAACAUCAAGACCAUCACUUACCAAAAGUAUACCCUUAAUAUAUGGGAUGUUGGGGGACAGAAAACAAUAAGAUCUUACUGGAGAAACUAUUUUGAGCAAACUGAUGGUCUGGUAUGGGUAGUUGACAGUUCAGAUCUUAGAAGGUUGGAUGACUGCAAAAUGGAACUUGAUAAUCUUUUGAAGGAAGAGAGGCUAUCUGGAUCAUCCUUAUUGAUACUAGCAAAUAAACAGGACAUAAAAGGUGUUCUUACUCCAGAAGAAAUUGCUAAGGUUUUGAACUUGGAGGCGAUGGAUAAAACUCGGCAUUGGGAAAUUGUUGGCUGCAGUGCAUACACGGGAGAUGGACUGCUUGAGGGAUUUGAUUGGUUGGUCCAAGAUAUUGCCUCUCGGAUCUAUGUGUUGGACUAAUGCCUAUCUUGAGUAUUUUAUUUUUGGUUGUGUUUUGAGUGAUUUUUCAUUGAGGUGGACAGUUAUCUUGGUAUUUAUGGAAAGCUGAAUGGAACUUUCAGAGUUUGAAGCAAACUUUGCUGUUAAAAGUGAGGGAAAAUGCAUCGUUGUAGUUGUAGCCUUGUGUAGAUAAUCAAAUAUUUUAAAAAUACACUAGCA